Molecule: messenger RNA, 1129 nt
Organism: Tarenaya hassleriana
Lineage: Eukaryota; Viridiplantae; Streptophyta; Magnoliopsida; Brassicales; Cleomaceae
Product: ervatamin-B
Exons: 2
Coding region: 73-1107 (344 amino acids)
Cellular component (GO): lysosome
Molecular function (GO): cysteine-type endopeptidase activity
Source: RefSeq, a predicted model, not a curated record
UCUUCUUCACCACUCUACCAUAAAACCCUAAACCUAAAAAAACAAAAACACAGUUCUUUUCCACCCUUUUCAAUGGCGUCGGCCUUGAUCACAGUUUUACUAGCAAUUCUUGCGACGGGUGUUGUGGUUUCGGAGGCCACGUCACGUGGAAACCUCGCCAUGGACAAAGCCGAGUCGAUAUCGAGGAAACACGAGAAAUGGAUGACUCGUUUCUCUCGUGUCUACAGCGACGAAUCCGAAAAAAAUAUGAGGCGAAAUGUGUUCAAGAAGAACUUGGAGUUCAUCGAGAAAUUCAACAGAAACGGAGAAAAGGGCUUCAAGCUCGGGAUCAAUAGGUUUUCGGAUUUGUCCGAGGAAGAGUUCCUUGCCUCUCACACGGGAUUCAACAACGGAAUGGACGUAGUUUCUACGUCAAAGACCGAGGAAAGGGUGUCGUUUAGGUAUGGGAACGUGAGCGAGGUUGGUGAGAAUAAGGACUGGAGAAGCGAAGGAGCUGUUACCAGUGUCAAAUACCAAGGCCCGUGUGGUAAGCUUUGGUCCUCGCCGGUGGCGGCUGUGGAGGGCAUCACGAAGAUCACCACAGGCAACCUCGUAUCACUAUCAGAACAACAGCUAGUAGACUGCGACACUGAGCAUGACAGCGGCUGCAACGGUGGGAUUAUGACGGAAGCUUUCGAUUACAUUGUUCGAAACCGAGGCAUCGCCUCUGAAAACGGUUACCCUUACGAAGCAACAGAGCGAACGUGCCGCCCCCACGUCGGACCCGCCGCUCGGAUCAGAGGGUAUGAGACUGUCCCAAGCAACAACGAGGAGGCAUUGCUCAAGGCGGUGUCACAGCAACCAGUCUCGGUGGCAUUAGACGCUGGCGGGUUAGGGGUUAUGCAUUACAGCGGAGGAAUAUACGACGGGGAAUGCGGAACAAAUCUGAAUCACGGGGUAACGAUCGUCGGAUAUGGGACGAGCGAUGACGGGAUCGAGUAUUGGUUGGUGAAGAAUUCGUGGGGAGAAACUUGGGGAGAGAAUGGCUACAUUAGGAUCAGAAGAAAUGCGGGUUCUCCCCAAGGAAUGUGUGGUUUGGCUAUGGAAGCCUAUUAUCCAGUGGCUUAAAGUAUGAUGCAAAGUUAUGAAG